CGUGGGAAGGGAGCAUAAUCGCGCGCGCUCGUCUGCAUCAUUUAUUAGCGCAUGCAGCGCUCCAUCUUAUUUCAAUGGGCUGCGGUGGGAGUCGAGCAGAUGCUAUUGAACCGCGAUAUCAUGAGAGCUGGACCAGAGAAACCGAAUCGACGUGGCUUACCAAUACUGAUGCUGAAAUCCCCAACGGCGUGACUUCUAAGAACCGCGUCGUGCGAGGAGAAUCUAGCCAUCUUAUUAAAGACAAUUCAAAACUAUCAGGUAGAGGUAUGGAGGCCAGAUCCUGUGGAGACAGAGGCAGACAGAUGGUUAAUGCAGGAACUCAAUGUGGAAAGCAGGUUUUGACUUCCAGCACCUGCACAAAAACAUCCUGCAGUCAUGAGCAGAUAAGUGACUCAAAGCAGACAACGCAUGAGGAGGAAACUACUCAUUCUGAAGGGGUUUCAUCUAAUGCUGCAUCUAACCCAGGGGAGCCAUGAGGACAAAACAACCCCAUCUUUGUCUGAUGCAGAGG
Messenger RNA from Sinocyclocheilus grahami, 511 nucleotides. Its product is annotated as brain and acute leukemia cytoplasmic protein-like. The coding region runs from base 75 to 476 and encodes 133 amino acids. The record is from RefSeq and is a predicted model, not a curated record. NCBI's taxonomy places the organism in Eukaryota, Metazoa, Chordata, Actinopteri, Cypriniformes, Cyprinidae. Gene Ontology annotation, cellular component: cytoplasm. The transcript has 3 exons.